AUUAUUUUAUGUAUAUUUUUUGCCUGGUGUCUUUACCUUCUCUUCAACCCUUUGAGAGUUUCCUCGAUUUGGUGAUCUGCUUUUUAGGACAAGGUGGUGUUGAUCUUUGUUCUUGAGCCAAUUGGGGUCACUGAUAAGUGGCGGAUGGCUGGAAACUUCUCAGAGAGAAUUCUAGAGAGACAAAGUGUAGAGUGAGAGAGAGUGAUUGGUUGGGAUUUUUGGGAUGGGGGUUAUGAGAUGAUGAGCAGUGAUUGUUGAGAUAUAUAUAUUAUUUGGGCUAUUGUGGGUUUGGUUGUUUUGGAUUUGAUAUGGGUUGUUUUCCAUGUUUUGGAUCAUCAAACGAGGAAGGAAACGGUGUGAAAGAAGUGGCAAAGAAUGACCCUGUAAAGGAAGGUUCAGCUGCUCAUUCUCACCAUGUGAACAGAGUUAAUUCAGAAAAAUCAAAAUCUCGGAAUGGUUCUGAUUCUAAGAAGGAACCAGCAGUUCAAAAAGAUGGACCACCUCCACAUAUUGCAGCACAAACAUUCACAUUUCGUGAACUUGCUGCUGCCACAAAGAACUUUAGGCAAGAGAGCCAGUUGGGUGAAGGUGGGUUCGGACGUGUGUACAAGGGUCGCUUAGAGAGCACAGGACAAGUAGUUGCUGUGAAACAGCUGGACCGAAAUGGCCUUCAAGGAAAUAGAGAAUUUCUGGUGGAGGUUCUCAUGCUUAGCCUCUUACAUCAUCCAAACCUCGUUAACUUAAUUGGCUAUUGUGCCGAUGGAGACCAGCGCCUCCUUGUUUAUGAGUUUAUGCCAUUGGGAUCGUUGGAGGACCAUUUGCAUGAUCUUCUGGCAGAUAAGGAACCUCUGGACUGGAAUACAAGGAUGAAGAUUGCAGCAGGUGCAGCUAAGGGAUUGGAAUAUUUGCAUGACAAAGCAAACCCUCCUGUCAUAUACAGAGACUUAAAAUCAUCCAACAUCCUUCUUGACGAUGGCUAUCACCCUAAGUUAUCAGAUUUUGGGCUUGCAAAACUGGGCCCCGUUGGUGAUAAAACUCAUGUCUCCACACGGGUGAUGGGGACAUAUGGUUACUGUGCUCCUGAAUAUGCCAUGACUGGCCAACUCACUCUGAAGUCGGAUGUCUAUAGUUUUGGAGUUGUCUUUCUUGAGAUCAUUACAGGACGCAAGGCUAUUGACAACACUCGGGCUCCUGGAGAGCAUAAUCUUGUUGCAUGGGCAAGACCACUUUUCAAGGACCGCAGGAAGUUUCCUAAAAUGGCUGAUCCGCUGUUGCAUGGCCGUUAUCCAAUGCGGGGGCUUUACCAGGCACUUGCUGUUGCGGCCAUGUGUUUGCAAGAACAAGCUGCCACAAGGCCUCUAAUAGCCGAUGUUGUGACUGCUCUGACAUAUUUAGCCUCCCAAACUUAUGACCCAAAUGCAACCAGUGCUCAAAGUAAUAGAGUAGGUCCAUCUACUCCUAGGAGCAAGGAUGAUAGAAGGAACAUGGCAGACGGGCUGGAUAGCCCAGAUGAGCCUCGGCGUGGACAUGGUUCCCCUUCUACCCACAAGAACUCUCCUGAUUUCAGAAAGAAAGACAGGGAACUGAGCACUGGUGCUGAGUUGGGCAGGAAUGAAAGUGGCGGCGGGUCGGGGAGGAAAUGGGGCGUGGAUGAUUUAGAGCGACAGGAAUCUCAGAGAGACAGCCCUCUAAGUACAGGAAGAGCAAGAGACACUCCCAGGAAUCGAGAUCUUGAUAGAGAACGUGCACGUGCAGUUGCUGAGGCAAAAGUGUGGGGUGAGAAUUGGAGAGAGAAAAAACGGGCAAAUGCAAUGGGUAGCUUUGAUGGUACAAAUGGGUGAUUGCAUUGAAUGCCCAGCCCCAGGACAUGUAGAUUUGGUCUUUCUAAGGAAACAGCUGUUGUAUGGUUAGGAGAGUCAUCAUGAGGAAGGAGAGAAUCCUUUAGAUUUCCGGAUUCUCCGUGGGAAUAACGGUUCUUUGUAUCCAACUUCGACUGCUGUUGGUUGUUCUAUAUCAUUCUUGUAAUUCAGUUCAAAACUGAAUGCUCCAAUUAUGUGAUGAAGGAAGGAAACACAGUUAAAGAAGGGAAGGGUUUAAUGGUGUAAUUUUGGUGAUUUUCGGGUAACCCUACUGCGGAAAUGUUGUAUGCCACAUGUUAAUCUAUGUAUUUAAGGCUUGCAAAUGUUCUUGUUACGGAAGAGAAGCUGGGAAGAUGUCUAUGUUGGGAAACUUAAUGGGUUUGGUUUGAUUCUCUCAUUUUUUUUUCUUUUUUUUCUUUUUUUAACCAUUGUUACAUUUAUUUUCAUGUAGUCUUCUUGUGAACUGGUUUCUGAAAAUGUCAAGUUUUUAGCUUAUUUAUACAAAAGAGGUUUCAUCA
This is a messenger RNA of Cornus florida, 2377 nucleotides long. Its product is annotated as serine/threonine-protein kinase PBL27. Gene Ontology annotation, biological process: protein phosphorylation. The transcript has 5 exons. Gene Ontology annotation, molecular function: protein kinase activity; ATP binding. Lineage: Eukaryota; Viridiplantae; Streptophyta; Magnoliopsida; Cornales; Cornaceae. The record is from RefSeq and is a predicted model, not a curated record. Bases 309 to 1841 code for a protein of 510 amino acids.